GUAUACUUACGGACGCCUUACCAAGCUCUGACAACAGUGACAACACUCCGUAUUAUUUCUGAAUUCCUUAGGAAAUCGCAAGAAAUGGCGGACCCCAAAUACGCUGAUUUACCUGGAAUUGCGUACGACCAGCUUGACGUUUACGAGACAAGUGAUUUGCCAGAAUCGGAGCAAAUGCAAAUAUACUGCGAGGAUGAACCUGAUAGCUCUUGCGUGGAACAGCUACACAUCAGUGCCAAAGAGGCAUUCAACAAGUUCAAGGGCAAACAGAUUGUCGGAAAGCCGGUUGAUUUCUCAGAUCGUCUAUCUAACAAGCCAAGAACAGGAUACAAAUUCGGCGAUUGGGAACUCGCUGGUGAGGGUGAGAAAGAGACUCCUCUCCAAAAGUUCCAACGACUACAAUGUGAAAUUAAGGAAUUGUAUGAAGAGUUGAAUGAAUUAAAGGAAAAAUCCAAGGAUGAGGAAGAGAUCAAAUCUGUGAGCGAAAUCAUUGCUCAAGCACAACAGAUAGAAAAACAAUUGGUUUCUCUGAAAUUGGAAGAGUGUUUAGGACCUGAUGUAAUUGCAAGUCUAUCAGAUCCACAAGGCACUAUACUUAAGCAAUUGAUAUCGCAGAUAGAAUUGUUUAAGCAAACCAGUAUGCCUUCCACCAAAACGUCGGAGAGUACAAAGACAGACGAGUUGGUUGAGCCUGGUACUCUUAAGUAUCAGAUGAUGUAUUUGCCAGAAAAAGCAAGAAUGCAGGAAGCUGCUAGGAUCGCACAGCUCGAGCAAAGACUUUGCUGUCUAGAAAAUAUCAUAGGAACAAGUAACGACAAGCUUUCGAAAUUUUCGCAGAAUCUUAAAUGUCAGGGCGUCAUGGAAGCUGUGCAACAAUUAGAAGCGAAGGCUUCGUUGUUAGAUGUUAAUCAAUUGGACACCAUCGAAACGAGAUUAGGCACAUUGAUUUACCGGAUGGACAGUAUUGCGCAGAAAAGGGCAACAACGGAACAAGAAUCGGAGCAAGAGCAAAAGAUCUCGGAAAUGUAUGAAAUAAUGAAGAAAACGGAUGCUAUAUCACAAAUAUUACCACAAACAGUAGAAAGAUUAUUGGCAUUGAGUGAUAUUCAUCAACAAGCUGCUGUUUUCAGUAAAUCUUUAAUAAAAUUAGAGGAGCUGCAAGUAGAAAUCUCGUCGGGAUUAGAAAGUAACAAGUCUCUACUGAAGGGAGUUCAGGAAAGUUUUGCUUCUAAUAUGGAGGUCAUAAAAAGCAACUUAGCGUUGCUCGAUGAACGUGUCAAAAAACUGAACAAAAUAAAGUAGAGAUCUAGUCAUAAAGCACAGCUAGAUCAAUUUAUAAAAUUCGCUUUAUAUAC
Messenger RNA from Trachymyrmex cornetzi, 1355 nucleotides. It is a transcript of the gene DCTN2-p50, whose product is annotated as dynactin subunit 2. The record is from RefSeq and is a predicted model, not a curated record. Gene Ontology annotation, biological process: microtubule-based process. Gene Ontology annotation, cellular component: dynactin complex. The transcript is spliced from 9 exons. NCBI's taxonomy places the organism in Eukaryota, Metazoa, Arthropoda, Insecta, Hymenoptera, Formicidae. Bases 85 to 1302 code for a protein of 405 amino acids.